This is a messenger RNA of Eurypyga helias (sunbittern), 3353 nucleotides long. It is a transcript of the gene SMARCA1, whose product is annotated as SWI/SNF related, matrix associated, actin dependent regulator of chromatin, subfamily a, member 1. Gene Ontology annotation, cellular component: chromatin; nucleus. Gene Ontology annotation, biological process: regulation of transcription by RNA polymerase II; nucleosome organization. Gene Ontology annotation, molecular function: ATP hydrolysis activity; nucleosome binding; ATP binding. The transcript is spliced from 23 exons. The coding region runs from base 34 to 2952 and encodes 972 amino acids. The record is from RefSeq and is a predicted model, not a curated record. Lineage: Eukaryota; Metazoa; Chordata; Aves; Eurypygiformes; Eurypygidae.
GAAAAAGAAGUUGACCCGGAAUAUGAAGAGAAGAUGAAAGCAGAUCGAGCAAAAAGGUUCGAAUUCCUCCUGAAGCAGACAGAACUUUUUGCACAUUUUAUUCAGCCUGCAGCACAAAAAUCACCAACAUCUCCAUUGAAAGUCAAGCUGGGACGGCCACGGGUGAAGAAGGAUGAAAAACAGAGUUUGAUUUCAGCUGGGGAUUACCGUCACAGGCGCACAGAACAAGAAGAAGACGAAGAGCUGUUGUCAGAGAGUCGAAAAACAUCUAAUGUGUGUAUUCGAUUUGAGGAGUCUCCUUCAUAUGUGAAAGGAGGAACACUAAGAGAUUAUCAGGUUAGAGGUUUGAACUGGAUGAUCUCAUUGUAUGAAAAUGGUGUUAAUGGCAUUCUGGCAGAUGAAAUGGGUCUUGGUAAGACUCUCCAGACGAUAGCAUUAUUAGGCUAUCUGAAGCAUUACCGAAACAUUCCUGGGCCACACAUGGUCCUGGUUCCAAAAUCAACUUUGCACAAUUGGAUGAAUGAAUUCAAGCGCUGGGUUCCAUCACUGCGUGCUGUUUGCCUUAUUGGAGAUAAAGAUGCCAGAGCUGCUUUUAUCCGUGAUGUUAUGAUGCCUGGUGAAUGGGAUGUUUGUGUUACAUCAUAUGAAAUGGUAAUUAAAGAGAAAUCAGUCUUCAAAAAAUUUAACUGGAGGUACCUGGUAAUUGAUGAAGCCCACAGAAUAAAGAAUGAGAAGUCAAAGCUGUCAGAGAUUGUACGUGAGUUUAAGACAACAAAUCGAUUGCUGCUUACAGGAACUCCUUUACAAAAUAACCUCCAUGAGCUGUGGGCAUUACUCAAUUUUCUUUUACCUGAUGUCUUCAAUUCUGCAGAUGAUUUCGACUCAUGGUUUGACACUAAAAACUGUCUCGGGGAUCAGAAACUUGUAGAAAGACUUCAUGCUGUUUUGAAGCCAUUUUUAUUGCGCCGCAUAAAAGCUGAAGUAGAAAAAAGUUUGCCUCCAAAGAAGGAAGUAAAAAUUUAUCUUGGGCUCAGCAAAAUGCAGAGGGAAUGGUAUACAAGGAUCCUGAUGAAAGAUAUUGAUAUCCUGAAUUCAGCUGGGAAAAUGGAUAAGAUGCGUCUGCUGAAUAUUCUGAUGCAGCUGCGAAAAUGCUGUAACCAUCCUUACCUAUUUGAUGGUGCUGAGCCGGGUCCUCCUUACACCACUGACACACAUCUCAUCACUAACAGUGGGAAAAUGUUAGUUCUGGAUAAACUGCUAGCAAAACUCAGAGAGCAAGGUUCCAGAGUUCUGCUUUUCAGUCAGAUGACUCGCUUACUGGAUAUUUUGGAAGACUAUUGCAUGUGGCGUGGAUAUGAGUACUGCCGACUUGAUGGACAGACACCACAUGAAGAAAGAGAGGUGACAAUAGACACGUUUAAUGCUCCUAACAGCAGUAAAUUCAUUUUCAUGCUGAGUACCAGAGCUGGAGGUCUUGGAAUUAAUUUGGCAACUGCUGAUGUGGUUAUUCUCUAUGAUUCAGAUUGGAACCCUCAAGUAGAUCUGCAGGCCAUGGAUCGUGCGCAUCGUAUUGGUCAAAAGAAACCAGUACGGGUGUUUCGACUUAUCACUGAUAAUACUGUUGAAGAGAGGAUUGUAGAAAGAGCUGAAAUAAAACUGAGGCUGGACUCUAUAGUUAUACAACAAGGAAGGCUCAUCGACCAACAGUCUAACAAACUGGCAAAAGAUGAAAUGCUGCAGAUGAUCCGACAUGGAGCCACGCAUGUCUUUGCUUCCAAAGAUAGUGAGCUGACAGAAGAAGAUAUAACCACUAUUUUAGAAAGAGGUGAAAAGAAGACAGCUGAAAUGAAUGAACGAUUGCAGAAGAUGGGGGAGAGCUCCUUACGAAACUUCACUAUGGACACAGAGAUGAGCUUAUACAACUUUGAAGGUGAAGAUUAUAGAGAAAAACAAAAGCUGAGCAUGAUGGAAUGGAUAGAGCCUCCCAAACGAGAACGCAAAGCUAAUUACGCAGUUGAUGCUUAUUUCAGAGAAGCCCUACGGGUUAGUGAACCAAAAGUCCCAAAGGCUCCCCGACCUCCAAAACAACCAAAUAUUCAGGAUUUCCAGUUCUUCCCACCACGGUUAUUUGAACUUCUGGAAAAAGAAAUUCUGUAUUAUCGUAAGACUAUAGGAUAUAAGGUCCCCAGGAAUCCUGACCUGCCAAAUGCAGCUCAAGUACAAAAAGAGGAACAGAAGAAGAUAGAUGAGUCUAUGCCUCUGAAUACUGAGGAAACUGAAGAGAAAGAAAAGCUUUUAACACAGGGUUUUACAAACUGGAAUAAAAGAGAUUUUAACCAGUUUAUUAAAGCUAAUGAGAAAUAUGGUCGUGACGAUAUAGACAAUAUUGCCCGUGAAGUGGAGGGGAAAUCACCUGAGGAGGUCAUUGAGUAUUCAGCUGUUUUUUGGGAACGUUGUAAUGAACUCCAGGACAUUGAGAGGAUUAUGGCUCAAAUUGAACGAGGCGAGGCAAGAAUUCAGCGGAGGAUCAGUAUCAAGAAAGCCCUCGAUGCCAAAAUUGCAAGGUAUAAAGCACCUUUUCAUCAGUUGCGUAUUCAGUAUGGAACAAACAAAGGGAAAAAUUACACAGAAGAGGAAGACAGAUUUUUGAUAUGCAUGUUACACAAGAUGGGCUUUGACAAAGAAAAUGUGUAUGAGGAACUAAGGCAGUGUGUGCGCAAUGCUCCUCAGUUCAGAUUUGACUGGUUUAUCAAAUCUAGAACUGCAAUGGAGUUUCAGAGACGCUGCAAUACUCUUAUAUCUUUAAUAGAAAAAGAAAAUAUGGAAAUCGAGGAAAAAGAAAGAGCUGAAAAGAAGAAAAGAGGAGCAAAAGUUACAGCAUCACAGAAGAGAAAAGCAGAUUUGGCUACGGAGAACUCUGGAAAAAAAGAUGCGAAGAAAGUGAAGUCAUGAACCUGAAAACUGAAUGCAAAAUGUAAAACUGCCGCAUAGUUCUCGCUGUCUACAAGUAUUAAUUGCCAACUUCUUUGUAUUCAUGGUACUCUUCCCCCAGAUCCCUUGGUUUAAUUUUGCAAAUUUUGUAUACUUAACAGUGUCUUUCUUUCCCUGAAAUGUGUAGCUUUAUAUCUUAGGCAUUCCAGUAUUUUUGUGUACUGUAUUUUGUGAGUUUUAUGUCUCUGGCAAAAUUCACUCAGUCCUUGGUUUUUUUUGAAGCUUGUGCUGAGGUUUUAGCUUUUAUAUGUUUUAUAUGCUGCUGCUUUGAAGGAAAACCUAGAUUCUGUAGCUGUAUUAUUGUCAUUUCAUAUUCUAAAUUUAUAUGGCUGUUGGAAAAUAAACUGACUUAAUUAUUUGAA